AUGGCCGACCCUUAUGGCAGGUCUUUGCAGGAUAUCCUGGGAGUAGGAGCUUCUUCCAGCUCAAGACCAGCAGACGGAGCUUCGCCGCCGGGUGAUGUCACGACGGCUUCCGAGAGCGAGAACAUGGAUUACGAAGCUACAUCUGACGAUGCAAGUGUAGACAUUAACGAUCCCGAAUAUCUCGAGGCAAUACUUCGAGGUGCCCACCAGGACUACGAGGAAGACAAUGAUGAUAACGAUGAGGACGAAGAAGAAGACGAAGAUGGACCGUAUGGUGAGCUACAAGUCGAAAUCGAAGAAGAAGACGACGACCAGGAUGCAACGCAAUCCGAGGCCGAACGCAGUGAGCCGCCCUACAUCUUAACAUUUAUCCUGACGGUCUUGCUUAUAUUCCGAAUCGCAGCCGCUCGACAACGAAGACAGGUGAUCCGGUUGCUGGCAACCUCGGAGCUGGGGCGCUUGUUCCGCUUUGCACAGGAUGACGAGGAAUUUGAUAUCGACGAUGACGCUGGAGAUUAUGGUCCUAUGUGGAGGCGCAGGAGAAGGAGGCCACCGGCAGACCCCACUCGAUUCCCGAAAGUCCCAAGUGAUGAGGGAACCGAGCUUAUGAACUCCGGAACCUUUGGUUCCAACGAAGAAGAAUCGGUUAAUUUGAGUGAGAGGGGCAGUAUUGGAAAGAAAAGGAAGCUUGCUAGACGCAUACUGGAUAGAGAGCUGGCAACCGACAGCCAUGCGAAGCAAAGGCUCAACCAGAGGCUGAUGGCUCAAGGCAUGAUACCAGCUUCAAAUCCGGACAUGGUCAUCCACUACAACCAGCCUGUUUACUCGGGUCAGUUUUCGGACGAUGGAAACUUUUUUUACUCCGUAAAUAAGGAUUAUAAAGUCCGAAUGUAUGACACCUCGAACCCAUACAAAUGGAGAUACUACAAAACUGUCGAGUAUCCUUUUGGCCAAUGGACCCUCACGGAUGCUUCGUUAAGUCCCGACAACAAAUACCUCGCAUACACGUCUAUUCGAAGUACCGUCUGUCUCGCACCUACGGACCCAAAUGACCAAGGUGAUCCUUAUUCAUUGGACCUUGCAGAUACGGGGAGACAGCACUCAGACAUGUACCAUGCAAGAUUUGGAGGCUCCUUUGGUAUCUGGUCCAUCCGUUUCUCUGGGGAUGGCCGAGAAUUGGUGGCUGGUGCUUCUGGUGGAGCAAUCGUGGUGUACGAUAUUGAGUCUCGCCGCACGACCCAGAAAAUCAACGGACAUGACGAUGAUGUCAACGCUGUCUGCUUCGCCGACAAGUCCUCGCCUCACAUUCUGUAUUCUGGAUCAGAUGAUACGACUCUCAAAGUCUGGGAUACUCGUAGCAUGGGUGAUAGCCGAGCUGCGGGAGCUUUCGUUGGCCACAUUGAAGGGUUGACAUAUAUUGACAGCAAGGGAGACGGCCGCUACAUUCUAAGUAACGGUAAAGAGCAAAGUAUGAAGUUAUGGGAUCUCCGUAUGGUCAUGUCUCCCAGUGACUUUACUUCUCUCGGACCAUCCAGGCGAACCAAUGAACCCCGCUUCGACUAUCGCUGGGGAUCAUACGACGAGGAUGACUGGUACAAAGACCCCAAUGACAACUCCCUCGUAACUUUCAGGGGUCAUCGUGUUCUACAUACCUUGAUUAGAUGCCAUUUCUCGCCCCCUGAUAGCACCAAUUCCAGAUACGUGUAUUCUGGAAGUGGAGAUGGAAAGGUUUAUAUUUGGAACAUGGACGCAACAAUUGCUGGAAUAGUAGAUGUACAAGGUGCAACUAAAAACACGAGGCCUCCUCACAAUGAGUAUGGUGCUAUGGCUUGGGAUGGCAUUGAAGACAACUCCCAAAGGAGAACCUGUGUCAGAGAUGCCUCCUGGCACCCUAAUGCUCCGAUGAUCGUUGCUUCCGCUUGGAGAGGAGACGGGAGGGACACUGGCACUUGCUCGGUGCACUCUUGGAAUGAUGGAGCGGAAGAAGAUGAGGCAGAGCCAAAGAUGGGGCUGCGCGUCAAUCAGAAACUGGAAGUUGACCCAGCUCUGUACCCUGGCCAGCAUGAGAGGCGUUAUGGCCUUAGACAUCGGAAUUAG
This is a messenger RNA of Lachnellula hyalina, 2097 nucleotides long. It is a transcript of the gene LE14B, whose product is annotated as LEC14B protein. Gene Ontology annotation, cellular component: Cul4-RING E3 ubiquitin ligase complex. Gene Ontology annotation, molecular function: protein binding. The transcript is spliced from 5 exons. Lineage: Eukaryota; Fungi; Ascomycota; Leotiomycetes; Helotiales; Lachnaceae. The record is from RefSeq and is a predicted model, not a curated record. Bases 1 to 2097 code for a protein of 698 amino acids. Gene Ontology annotation, biological process: proteasome-mediated ubiquitin-dependent protein catabolic process.